Messenger RNA from Pestalotiopsis fici W106-1, 2721 nucleotides. RefSeq lists its product as uncharacterized. The record is from RefSeq and is a predicted model, not a curated record. NCBI's taxonomy places the organism in Eukaryota, Fungi, Ascomycota, Sordariomycetes, Amphisphaeriales, Sporocadaceae. The transcript has a single exon. Bases 1 to 2721 code for a protein of 906 amino acids.
AUGCCGCUCAGACGGAGGCCGGGUCGGUUCAUAGAGGCAACGGAGCCGCGCAACACACCCACUGCAAGGCAUCAAGGGAUCGCCUCUGCACCGCAGCCGACGGAGCAAGGAGAAGCAUGGCGUCCUGGAGAUGGAGGAGGUCAGCAGAUGCAAAUCGAUCCUCAAGGUGGACGGCAGGGCGAGGCAUCACGAACGUCGGACACCCGACCCGCAUGGCACUCUGCAGGCAAACCAGCCCGACAGCUGCGGAGUAGUUCAAAUGGAGGCGACCCCGGGGACGAGGAGAGCUUGAGGUAUCUCAUUGAAUUCCUUCGGAGAACACCACCACCAGGGAAUCACAUGUCUAUACCCGACGACGCCGCAUCCAUCGAGGGCAGCAGAUGGAGGAGAGCACUCAAUCCCUUUCGUCGAAAGAGUCGCAGGCGCCCCGGUCCCAUUACCAUCCAGCUACCAGAUUCGGCUGUUGCUUCUACCACCUCGGGAGGCUACCGGCAUAUUGCAAUUUCUAUUCCCGUGGAGCAUAGCUACGCCUCUCACGGCAGGCGACAGUCGAGACGUCGUUCCACCGUAGUGGAGCCGUUAGAGCAGGAGUCAACGCAUGAUAUCGAGGAGAGACUGGGUGUCGUCGAAACGAGGCUGGCAUCACUCCGUCCGUACAGCUCUGACCAAGGGGCGGGCACUGUAUUGCAACCCGUUGCAGAAGCCCGAGAACCAAAACCUAUAAGCGCUCGCGAGGCCCCCCCAAGGCCUCCUCGAACGAGCUCCAUGAAGCGCCCAUCAUCAAGUCGGGUACAUCGCCCGGCUAGAGACUCGGGUAACGCUUUGCCAUUAGAUGCGACCCCUCCGCCUAAACAGACGCGACCGCAUGCGACUGGCUUGGGCCCGGCAGCGCGACGGCCGUCGGAGGCAAGAUCGACAGCGGAGGAAUCUGGGGCAAGGCGAAGACCGCAGCCCAUAGUGAUUGUACCAGAUGUUACACCUACACUAGCUCGGCAAACAGGAAGGAUUGCAUCGUCACCGCGACCGAAAUCCAAUGUCGAGUUGGUGAACCAACCACAGGCUGACGAUGGCAAAGAUCUCAGUAGCCAAGGCAGCAGCUCACAGGCUGGCACACCCAUAACGCCUGCAGCCACGAGCGACAUUGGCUUGAAGUUGCCACCAAGAAAAACGAGCAAGAGAUCGACGUUUGGAGGGCAAAGAUCGAUACCUGGCUUGCUGAGUCCAUCAUUUUCACAAAAGUCCUCGCCAGGUGCUCAGAGCAGUAGUGCAUAUGGCAACAACCCUCCUUCUCCUGAGGCCAAUAUUCUGCGCCCACGUAUUGGUAGUGUUGUCACUAUUGACUCUGAACCACGGGUCAUGGAUGCCCAGGCUGCAACAGCGCAUAGGGCCGAGGCCGUUCCUCUCGUGCUGGGUGAUUCGGCAGAAGCGAGUGCUGAACCGUCCUCAAGUACAGACGGGGCCACCAGCUCCCCACUGCACUCGGCCGCAGCUGUCAGCCGCUCUGCCCAGACAGAUAUCACCACCAUGCACCACCUUCACAAGGCCCUCAGUCGAAAAGAGAAGGUUCGUCAGCGAAAACAUAUGGACCUCCAUAGCAACAGGAAGGGCAAGACGAGUCAGGAUGUAUUCUUUUCUGAUGCACCGCCUUCCUCGACAGCCUCUCACCACCUGAGGCGUGUGUCUUCUGUCUCUGACCAGACCGACACCAGACCCAUACCAAUUCGCUCGAGAAUCCCGCACACCGCAAAGGCGGACCAAUCAAGACCAUCGACAGCAAUUCCUCGGAUUCCUUCAGCAGGCCAGUCUGAAGCUCCCACAAAUUCCCCGGUCAGUAUCCUCAAACCCAGCCGGCAGGCGUCAAUGGGCUCAUUCAGGAGUAGCACGACGACGUCCUCCUCAAGCUCUUUCGUACACUCCUUCGACCGGCUGUCGAGCCUGCGCCAGAUACAGAGACGGAUCGAGCGUGAUGUACGCACAACUCGCGAGGCUCUAGACGGUGCCGGAGCUAGAGCAGAGGCGACAAGCGCACCACUGAACCCAGAACAGCUCCAGCGCCGACAUGAAUACUUACGGGAGCGACGGCUGCGCGACGUUGAGAGACGGAUCCGUCGCAUCGAACGCAAUGGCGACCUCUGGCUUCGGUCACUGCCCGGACUGUUGGAGACCUUGGGGAAAAUGGAGGAGCACUGGAGGCACGCAUCGCAACAGCAGCAGCAACCGCAGCCGUUGUCUCGACCUGUCAAUGAGCCCCCGAGUCCCGCCACAACACGAACACGAGCAACCUCGCAUCUUACCAGUGCUGGGACCUCGGAUUACAGCCCGGAAUCACUCGAGCCGCUGAUCAGUUCACUCCAGGAAGUGGCUAAGUUGAUACCAGUUAGCCCACGGCCGCGACAGCCAUUAGCAGAGCCGACAACACAGAGACAAAGAGCUGAGGAUAGCUUUGGAGCGGAGCCGGCUAUACCGGAGCGGGCGCCCGAGCGUAUCCAAAAGGGACAAGAGGCAACCCGAUUAGAGGCAGAGGAAAGGGCCCGGAAUUCAGGUUCGCAGACGGAUUCCAACGACAGAGGCGCGGAAGCCGGUAUUGUGUCUCCUGCAGCAGGACAAAUGGAACACCAAGAGCAAGAGCGCCGAGCCGCCACAUCCCCAGUCUAUCAUCUGGCACCAGAAACCCCCGAGACCGCCCCGGAGGAGGCGAAGACGUUUAGUUUAUGGUGGUAA